GGUCGAGCCGAGCCGAGAAGCUCCCGCUCGACGGGCGUCGGGGUGGGGGAUCCGGGACCUGGGUUCCGUCCUGCCGCCCCUCGGGGAGCUCCGAUGAGACUCGCGAGCCGCCGCCGGUGCCGCCCGUGCUGCCGGGGCGGCGGGAGGCGGCCGGCGGGGCCGGGCGGCGGGCCGAGGAUGUGAGUGCCCGCGGGGAGCGGCCGCGCUGAGUGUGGACGACGAGUUCCACCAAGUGAGAAGAGUGAUGACCAUCCUUUUCCUUACUAUGGUUAUCUCAUACUUCAGUUGCAUGAAAGCUGCCCCGAUGAAAGAAGCUAGUGUAAGAGGACAAGGCAGCUUGGCUUACCCAGGUCUUCGGACCCACGGGACUCUUGAGAGCCUAAACGGGCCCAAUGCAGGUUCAAGAGGACUGACAUCGCUGGCAGACACCUUUGAACAUGUGAUAGAGGAGCUGCUAGAUGAAGAUCAGGACAUCCAGCCCAGCGAGGAAAACAAGGAUGCAGACUUGUACACAUCCCGAGUCAUGCUGAGCAGUCAAGUGCCUUUGGAACCCCCGCUGCUCUUCCUGCUCGAGGAGUACAAAAACUACUUGGAUGCUGCAAACAUGUCCAUGAGAGUCCGGCGUCACUCUGACCCAGCUCGGCGUGGGGAACUGAGCGUGUGUGACAGUACGAGCGAGUGGGUGACGGCGGCAGAGAAAAAGACUGCAGUGGACAUGUCUGGUGCGACUGUCACAGUCCUUGAAAAAGUCCCAGUACCCAAAGGCCAACUGAAGCAAUACUUCUAUGAGACCAAAUGCAACCCCAAGGGGUACACAAAGGAGGGCUGCAGGGGCAUAGACAAGAGGCACUGGAACUCCCAGUGCCGAACUACCCAGUCUUACGUGAGAGCUCUCACCAUGGAUAACAAGAAGAGAGUUGGCUGGCGGUUUAUAAGAAUAGACACUUCCUGUGUAUGUACAUUAACCAUUAAAAGGGGAAGAUAGUGGAUUUGUGUUGUAUAGAUUAUAUUGAGACAAAAUUAUCUAUUUGUAUAUAUACAUAACAGGGUAAAUUAUUCAGUAAAAAAAAUAAUUUUAUGGACUGCAUGUAUAACUGAAGUUUAUACAGUACAGUGGUUCCACAAACUAUUUAUUGAACAUAUCCAUGACCUGAAAGGGAACAAAAGUCAUUUGCGCACAACGUAAAAAACAACAAAAAAAAGCAAACUAAAAAGUCUGCAUUACAUUCCUCGAUAACAUUGUGGUUUGUCGCCGUUGCCAAGAAUUGAAAGUAUAAAAAGUUUUAAAAAAAAAAAAAGAAUAAAAUUGCAUGCUGCUUCAAUUGUGAAUUGAUGAUACUGUCCUCUUUCAGAAAAAUAAAUUGAACCAAAACAUUCCGUUUACAUUUUAGACAGUAAGUAUCUUUAUUCUUGUUAGUAUUAUAUCUGUUUACUGCUUUUAACUUCUGAUAGCGUUGGAAUUAAAACAAUGUCAAGGUGC
Cygnus olor (mute swan) is the source of this 1480-nucleotide messenger RNA. It is a transcript of the gene BDNF, whose product is annotated as brain derived neurotrophic factor. Gene Ontology annotation, biological process: nerve development; positive regulation of peptidyl-serine phosphorylation; neuron projection morphogenesis. The transcript is spliced from 2 exons. Lineage: Eukaryota; Metazoa; Chordata; Aves; Anseriformes; Anatidae. The coding region runs from base 245 to 985 and encodes 246 amino acids. The record is from RefSeq and is a predicted model, not a curated record. Gene Ontology annotation, molecular function: nerve growth factor receptor binding; growth factor activity.